Closterium sp. Naga37s-1 is the source of this 795-nucleotide messenger RNA. The record is from the annotation of a GenBank genome assembly. NCBI's taxonomy places the organism in Eukaryota, Viridiplantae, Streptophyta, Zygnematophyceae, Desmidiales, Closteriaceae.
AUGGGAUCCAAGAUACGGCGGCCCGGCGUGGUGCGGUGCCCGGUGGGGAUCGUCGCGCUCAUGUGCGUCGCCGCGUUCUUCAUGGGAAGCUUCUAUGGCAGCGGCAUCUUCGGGCGCGUGCCUGACCUCAGAGCCCCCACAAGAGCCGUCCCCGCUUCCUUCACCAACCCUGCUCACCGCGGAAUUCGCCUGGAGCGCGCAGGGGACCACCGCGGGAGCCUGGACAGCGGAGCGGAAGGGGAGGCUGGCGCAGGGGGGAAGGGGAAGGGGGAGGGGGAGGUGGGGGACGGGGAGGGCGGCCAUGACUGGCUGGCGUUUGACCACGGCACGUCAGGCGAGAGUAGCGUUUCCACGGUGCCAUUCCAGAUGAUAUCGUGGCAUCCACGUGCGUAUGUCUUUCCCCGCUUCGCCCCACGCCACGUGUGUGAGAACGUUCUUGCUGCCGCUUCCAAGCGCAUGGCCCCAUCCGGGCUAGCUCUCAGGCCAGGCGAGAGUGAGGAAGGCACCCGUGAUAUUCGCACAAGCUCAGGGACCUUCCUUGCAGCCAACAUGGAUCCGUCUGGCUCACUUGCUUGGGUGGAGCGCAAGAUGGCAGCAGUGACAGGCCUUCCCGUAAACCAUGGGGAGUCCUUCAACGUUCUGCGGUAUGAGUUGGGCCAGCAUUACGACUCACACAUGGAUGUAUUUGAUCCCAAGGAGUAUGGCCCUCAAUCCAGCAACCGAAUGGCCUCGUUUCUACUUUACCUUACGGACGUGGAAGAGGGUGGUGAAACCAUGUUUCCAUAUGAGGUGUGA